This is a messenger RNA of Cuscuta europaea, 1151 nucleotides long. The record is from the annotation of a GenBank genome assembly. Lineage: Eukaryota; Viridiplantae; Streptophyta; Magnoliopsida; Solanales; Convolvulaceae.
CUGCCGAUUCAUCUAAAUCUCAUAUACUCCGUAUAUAGCAGUGGGGAAGAAGGUAAGGUAGCUAAGAUAUGACAGGAAUAAAGAAAUGCCGGCGUUUCUCGUCUGGCAGAGGAGUGGCGGCGGCGUCCAGCAGCAGCUUGCUUCUUUUGUUUGUGUGGGUCGCCGCCUUUGCUGUUAUGGCGGAGGCGGAUAGCAGUUCCCCCGAUUACAAAGUAAUAAUGGAGCUGAGAAAUAGCACAGGGUUGAAGAGUGACGCGGAUUGUAGUUCUACGAAACUUCCGUGCGACUGCGGGGCGGAUGGGUCGAAGCAGAUGGAUGUGCGUUGCGGAAAGGGUGAUGGGCGGGUUACCUAUAUCACUUUCCAAGCGGCCUCCGGCGGGAGUCUGCCAGCCAGUCUCGAAAACCUCACCGAGUUAAGCAUAUUCGAAGCGGGUUCCAGCAACCUCAACGGGACCAUUCCCAACUUUGGCGGGGCCAUCUGGGAAAUCUCCAUCCACGAUAACCAGUUCACUAAAAUAAUCCCGCAAAUCCUGUUCCAAUCCAAGCCUAGCCUCACAUUAUUUGAUGUAUCCAACAACAAGAUGCUUCAACCAUGGACCAUCCCGGCUGACGCCCUCAAGAGCUCUUCCAAGCUCAGAUCUUUCUCCGCCGGCGGUUGCAACAUGGAGGGGCCCUUCCCGGGCAUCUUCAACCCCAAGGAUUUCCCCGUCUUAAGAGUCCUUACCUUGUCCGGCAAUAGUCUCACCGGUCCUAUUCCUCAAGAACUCAUGGGGUUGACCGAAUUUGAGUCGCUGGAAUGGCUGGAUGUUUCUAAUAAUCAGCUCACCGGUUCUAUCCCUGAAAGCGUUGCAAAUUUACCCAGUCUCCGGCACUUGGACGUUUCGAAUAAUCAUAUUAAAUAGUGAUGCAUUUAUCUAGAAUAUUCUAUGUAGAAAAGGCUAGAGAUGAUCUAGAGAGUUAAAGCUAGAAAGUAUUCUAGAAAAUUCUCUACUAGAGAAUUCUUAUGUAAAAUCUAGAGUAAUUAGACAUAGAUGUAGAAUACUCUAGAAUCAUAGCAUUUAAUAAGGAUCUAGAAUGAUCCUCUAGCUCCUAUAAAUAGGACUCAUUGUACUCAUUUGCAAACCAAGCAAAACCAAGAAACAUCAAUACAA